CUUAAACGUCCUUAUAGAGCAUAGUAUCAUUUCUGGAUUCAGCUUGCGCCAGCCACGUCAAAUACAAUCCAGAAGCUGAACCUGUCCUCGCGAGAAACAGUCAGCUCGACCAAAUCCUCAAACCUCCCUUCCUUAUUCGAGUCAAAGCUCAAAGCCACAACUUGAACGCUGCCGGUCAAGUACGAACUUCAUUCUGUCUUGCGAGCACCAUGUCACCCCUGCCCGACGCGACCGCCUCUCCUUCUCCGAACCUCAUCAACCCAGCCGGCACGACUACCACGACAUCAACAACCCCACUACCUUCAACCACUUCCACCCCAUCAGCAGAACCUCCGCCCAGCCCCGCACUCGCCGUAGUGCUCAGUGUUCUCGCCUUUCUUGCACUCGCAGCCGUCGUGCUUUGGUGUGUGUGCUGCCGCGGACGGGGCCGCACGAUCGGAACGACCACCACGACUUUCACUAGCACAACUGCUAGUACGGGUACAAGGCUGGGAAAUGGAGCUCGACCGGGAAGAGCAAGAAUCAAGGUCGUCCGUUCAGUGGCAGUUCCUCGGUUGUCAUCGUCGUCUUCAUCAGGGGGGAGGGAUAAGGGGCAAGGGCAGCCUGAACGUGGUGAACGGGAUGGACGGUCUGCGUCUGCGUCUGCGUCGACCUCCGCGGCUGCUUUGGCAAUUGGGGCUUCUUCACGUUCCGGCGGGUUGGCAGCGGGCGGUGGUGGACUGUUUUCGCCGACUCACUCGGGUGAGAUGAGUUCGAGCGGAGAUGGCGGCGGUGGUAGUAAUGACACUUCGGAAUCGAUGGGAGUGGGUGAACUUGGAGAGCCUGCGUCUGGCGAAUAUCAACAUCACGGGCACGGCGUCAUGAGAUCAUAUCUGGACCCGGAGGGCCGGUCGGAUUUGACCAAACACAGCGCCGGGGUGGAGAGGCCGUUGCCUCGAUGCGCUGUUACGGAUCUUCCUCGGACUCUUUCCGCUACAACAGAUCUAGGGAACUGAGGCGAGGCAUUAAUCUUGGCUAAAUCUCUACCUCCUGAGCGCGGGAAUGGCGCAUCUUUCCGAUCGCUAUGAAGUCGGAAAUAAUAUGAGUGCUUGAUUGGCGACUGGUGUCACUGAGGCAAUGAUGAGAAAGGGGCUUGUAUUGUCUGGUGGGAGAGGGUGUCUUGACCUACCAGUAUCUAUCUAUAUAGAUCUGCCAUUACCUAGUGCCAACCAUAAGAAUAGAUCGGCCCUUGUGCUUUGUCAAGCUAGAGUCCAGUGCGAUUGCUCCAAAGUUUACCUAUUACCUGACCCCUUAGCCU
Molecule: messenger RNA, 1297 nt
Organism: Canariomyces notabilis
Lineage: Eukaryota; Fungi; Ascomycota; Sordariomycetes; Sordariales; Chaetomiaceae
Exons: 1
Coding region: 210-995 (261 amino acids)
Source: RefSeq, a predicted model, not a curated record